AUGGCAUCAACACCAGAACUUUCCAUAGUCUGUCUCUCUGUUGUGUUGUUUUUCCUCUCGCUUUCUUCUUCUUAUGCAAUCUCUCAUGGCCUCAACCAUGACCCUGCCACCUCACCACACUUACACUCACAUGCACAAAAACUCAUACGAAGCCUUAACAUAUUCCCAGAGGAAUCAAUUAACAUCAUAGAGGAUGACCAUGCUGGUUUUGUCCCUGGUCAGAUCGUCGAGAAGAACUUCUCGUUCCUUGGUCAUUCUGGCCCUUCUGUUGAAGACCUUGGUCACCAUGCAGGCUACUAUUCACUUCCUCGUUCCAAAGCUGCAAGGAUGUUCUACUUUUUCUUUGAAUCACGAAAGAACAAGAACGAUCCUGUUGUGAUAUGGUUGACUGGAGGACCAGGAUGUGCAAGUGAAUUAGCUUUGUUCUACGAAAAUGGUCCUUUUCAUAUUAACAAGAACUUGUCUCUUAGAUGGAAUGAUUACGGCUGGGAUCAGGCAUCAAAUAUUAUAUUCGUGGACCAACCAACAGGGACAGGUUUUAGUUACUCUUCUGAUAAGAGUGACCUUCGCCACGAUGAAACCGGCGUUAGCACUGAUUUAUAUGAUUUCUUGCAGGAGUUUUUCAAGGCGCAUCCUAAUUUCGUUAAGAAUGACUUCUACAUCUUUGGUGAAUCAUAUGCUGGACACUAUGUUCCUGCACUUGCAUCUCGGAUUAACAGUGCAAAUAAACAAAAACAAGGACUUCAUAUAAACCUCAAGGGUCUUGCUAUCGGUAACGGGUUUACCAAUCCUGCAAUUCAAUACGAAGCAUACCCAGAUUUUGCAUUACAAAGCAGAAUAAUUACAAAGGCUCAGUACGACAUCGUCAGAAAGUCAGUCCCACUCUGUGAUCGAGCCAUUAAAAAUUGCGGUACAACUUUCCCAUUUAGCUGCCUCCUUGCGUUAGAAAUUUGUGAAAACAUACUCGGUCGUAUACUGUCUUUUGCCGGCAACAUUAAUUACUUUGACAUCAGAAAGAAGUGUGAGGGGAGUAUGUGCUAUAACUUCACAAACGUGGAGACGUUGCUAAACAUGCAGAAAGUGAAGAGUGCUUUAGGUGUGAGGGGUGACUUGAAGUAUAACUUAUGCAGUAUAAAAGUUCAUAAUGCUAUGGCGGAAGACACGAUGAGAAACCUGGAAGUGGGGAUUCCUGCUCUUCUCGAAGAUGGAAUCAAGUUGCUGGUGUAUGCUGGGGAAAAAGAUCUCGUAUGCAAUUGGCUUGGGAAUUCAAGAUGGGUUCAUGCCAUGAAGUGGUCAGGCCAAAAUGCCUUUGGAAAAUCUCCUGUUGUGAAAUUCAUGGUUGAUGGUGCUGUAGCAGCUUCUCUUAGAAGCCAUGGACCUCUCUCUUUCCUCAAGGUACAUGAGGCUGGGCACUUGGUCCCUAUGGAUCGACCAAAAGUUUCGCUUCAGAUGUUCAAACGUUGGAUGGGAGGGAAAAUGAAAAUCAAAGGAGAUAAUUAA
Vigna umbellata (rice bean) is the source of this 1500-nucleotide messenger RNA. The record is from RefSeq and is a predicted model, not a curated record. Lineage: Eukaryota; Viridiplantae; Streptophyta; Magnoliopsida; Fabales; Fabaceae.